This is a messenger RNA of Phytomonas sp. EM1, 2997 nucleotides long. Lineage: Eukaryota; Euglenozoa; Kinetoplastea; Trypanosomatida; Trypanosomatidae. The record is from the annotation of a GenBank genome assembly.
AUGCAUGUAGAAUUUAAAGUUAGUCAAAUAUCAAAUAUAUGUGCAUUUAAUGCGGAGCAAUUUUAUUCUGUGAGGGAUCUGGUGCUUCGCAAUGCUAGCACAGAGUCUGAAGGCGCACAAAGAAAUAUGCCUUACUCUCGUAUUGCCAAGAGAGCGGCUAAUCAAACGGGCAAUGCAACCCUGCCGCCAUCAUUAUCUAAUUUCGAACAAACUGCGAGUCGUUUAUAUUCGAGCAAAAGCAAGCUUGCCAUGGAGCAGACAAUGCAUUCUAACCCUCGCCUACGCGUCCAAUUUAUUUUGGAACGAAUUGUUAAACUUGAAACUACUGAUUUAGUCGCGAAAUCGGAACGAAUAGGACGGGAAAACAAACAAAAAUUGAACUCGGGCGAUAGUGAAGUUAGGAUAAUGCGGUACAAAGUUUCUCCCAAUGAAGCUAUUUUAGCAUCCUUUCCUUCCUCUACAGCGGACUGCGUCGUGAAGAUUCGGCUCAUCCAGCUUCCGCCAUUGCCUAUCACUUCUUCCACUAAGAAAACUCCGCUGGUUGAGAUUGAUACAUCGCCCAAUAGUAAACUAUCGAGUAAAGAUUCUUUAUGUAUUGGGGUCGCCAAAAUUACGCUUCGCGAGCUUAUUAUGAUUCGUAGCGGUGUGCGUAUGGUGUUACAACCCAAACAGAGUAUUGCUAGAGCUGUGGGGGAGCUUACUCAGAGCGCGGGAGCUACUAAUAGGAUCCUAGGCAAAGACGUUGGGGGAAGCGCCUCCUUAACCUUUCAAGUUUUAUCCUAUUCCUUUGGUAAUGUGUCACACCCUGUCUUGCUUUUGUAUCAUGAAUCCAAACUGAAACCUUAUCCGAAUGAUGAUGUCGAUACCGCCAGUAGCAACACUUACAGUGAACGCUUUAGGGGAGCCUCUAAUUUCCCCGUAUAUGGUCUGUUGAAUCCCUUUGAUGCACCGCGCAGGACUGCUAGCUCAGAUGGGUUUCAGACAAAUUCGGGAGUACCUCGAAGUGUGGACUCAUCCACGUCGUCUUGUGAAAGUCAACAUGCGGUAAAUGAUCUGCAUCUGGAUUCACCGGCAAUUCGAUUUGUUCUAAUUCCAUACGUUGCGCUGGCGAUCCUUUUCCUUCGUCUUCAUGACGUCAUUUUAUGGCGAAAACCACUGGAGACGUUCAAUACGGUUGCGUUGUUAAUUUUUGCGAUAUAUGUGAAUAUGCUGAAUGUGGCCUCGGUGCUCAUAUGUUUUGCAUAUUUAAUUAUAUUUAUGAAAACGAUGGGAAAACUUUACCAUAUACCCAUUGUUGAUUUGAACUCAGGGUCUCUCGUGUCGGAGCCAUUUUUGAAGGGGACCUCUCGGAACGUCUUGUAUAGUCGUCGGUACACUUUUCUUAAUGCUCUGGUUCGGGCAAAGCUGUUUUUUUGUCAGGGCCUCCAAGAAGAUAGCUUCUAUGAGUUGGCGCUCGCUUUUCAUAUUAUUCGCAAUUAUAAACUCAACUUCGUUGUUAAGGUUGCACUGCUUUGCGUAGGUAUGUGCUUUGUUCCAGCGGAACUGUUUACGUCGAUGGUUAUUUUUGGUGUGUUUUUUUUGUAUCCAAUUUCUUUUCGGCUUCCUACAAUACGUAAUUCGAAGAAAAAGCAAUCGAAGACCCCAUUACGCUUCAGCGACUUGCUGAAUGCGUACCGCGUCAACCAACCCAUGUAUAUUUCAAGGGUCGUAAAGGUCAUUGUUGUUUCGCCGAGGCCAGAUAAUAAUUUAGAAGCGCUGAAAAUGGAUACCUUUACCACGCGAACGUCGAGGCCUUCGUCACAAAAAGCUGGGAAUAACGAAGGCAAAUCUUACGUCCAACACCUAUCGAACCUACGUCCUCAGCGGGCUGAUUCGCUCGUCACCGAUUACAUGAAUGCGGAUGCAGUGGAAAGGCAGCAGCAAAUUAAUGUCAUGCGACUAUCAUUUGCUCUCAUAGUCAUCACCGAUAAUGAUCCAGCGUCGAAUAUAAUCUUCCUUAAAUUACUCGCACACUUUAGAAAUUUGCACCAUUUGAAAGUCAAGCCUAACGAUGACUCUACAGGUAAUGCGGAAGGUGCUGAAACAGGUACUCUCGCUAAUGAUUCAAACAGUUCGCCACCUAUCAACAUGGAAGGAGCCUUUGGAAACUUUUUUGUCCAAACAGUAAACUUGUUGAAUUACAUCAAAAGGAAUGCUUUGCUUCAAACGUACGUUUCCCCGUCUUGUGCACUCCAUACAGGCAAUCUUAUACCCUUAGAGCUUCUUGCUCAUCCUUUGUGGCUCGUUGAGGAAGGCAAGGAUGAUGGAAUUACCGCUACAAUUAAAGCCAUGUCGAAGCGUGACUCUAUAAAGGUUGGUAAAAUUGGUUCCCACGAAGGAAUUGACAAUGAUGCUCGAUCUAUGGCAUUACUUGCGGCUUACCUGCUGCAGGGCUUUAGUCUUUCUGUUUACUCUCAGGGAGAACAUAACGCUGCUUGUGCUAUUAUUUUUCCGCUGAAGCCAAGCUUGAAUGGAUUCCAGGCUGCGCCAAGACCUAAUCCAUGCCCCCCUCAUCUUUUACAAGCUCUGGAGGAGAUUUGGCUUGGGGGGAAGCAUUUCAAAGUCCAAAAGGGCAUCCCGAUUGGAAUAGAUCUUGUAUUAAAAAUCAUCUGCACGUACAAGGACAGACGCACUGGGCGUAUGCAAAGCUUUGAUUCUUCUGGAGUCGCUGAGCAAAGCAGCUUAAUCUCCCAACCGUCGUUGCUCCAUAAUUUUACAUCUAGGAAAGCUCCUUCAUUCAAACAUAAUCGCGCGGCAUCGAACCUUCCACCUACAGCUGUUGGUGUCUCUUCGUAUGGCAGUUUACCGCUUUAUUCAAAUAAUCAAAAAAAUGUCGAUCAAGAAGUAAACUUGAAGCCGAAUGCUUUGUCGGCAAUCCUUACAUCACAGUCAGAUGGUAAUCCCGAACCCACUACCAAGGAAACACGUAAAAGGUUACAAUCAGAAAAAGGGGUCUAA